AUGGCUGUUCAGUUUGUUGUGUUAUUUAGGUGUUGUACAAAUCUACGUAAAGAAUUGGAAAAAUGUAAACAUCCUAACAGCCGUAAGACCAAGGCACUGAGUAAGAAGGCACGACGCCAAAAUAACAAACAUAAACAACGACUGGGACAUGCCAUUAAAUCCAAUAUUAUGGGAGAGAAGCUUACUUGGUUUUUGGAACAUAUUGAAGAGGGACGUAAACAUCCGUUGACACCAGUUGAAUUCGAAGAACUGAUUGAAUUGUAUUUGAAACGAUUCGAUGAAGAACUUGAACAAAUUGCCCUGAAGCAAUCCAUUAGUAAAAACCGGGCCAAUCAACACAAAGCCAGAGAAGAUGUUAUUAAAAUUACACUGGAAAAGGAGAUCAAUGAAUACAAGGCUGGUGGCAUGGAACUGUUAAACCUUUGUGAUCCACUGAAAUUUAAAUCCCUUAUGGAUUGGGAUGGCAGUGCCAUUAAUGUACAACAUUUGAAAUUGGAUUUAGUUUCACACAAUAUGUUACAACGGCUUAAAAAGGAAUAUGAAACAGCCAAGGGAGCCACGCCUGCAAACGAAGUUACACCCUCAACAAGUCAACAAUCGGAAGAAGUUAUGGAAACAUCAUAG
This is a messenger RNA of Musca vetustissima, 624 nucleotides long. RefSeq names its product translation machinery-associated protein 16 homolog. Bases 1 to 624 code for a protein of 207 amino acids. Gene Ontology annotation, cellular component: nucleus. The record is from RefSeq and is a predicted model, not a curated record. The transcript is spliced from 3 exons. Lineage: Eukaryota; Metazoa; Arthropoda; Insecta; Diptera; Muscidae.